GCAUGCGCAUUUACAGCAUCAUCAGCACCAGCUCAACAGAACAUCGCGAUGCUCCAGCCUCCUCUUGUGUUUACUAUCGUUUGGGGAAGAUUUGGUUAUGAAAACCUUUAGAUUAUCGUCAUACAUGCUGAUGGAUGUUUUCUCUAUCGUACCAUACACAUAAGCCGAGAUAAAGAGCUCUGACAGGAGUCAAUCUCUCAUUAUAGUGAGGGCCUUAUCAGAGCGCGUAACAUCGUUUUCAUCAGGACUGACCAGGGCUCGUAUUUUUAUCUCGCUGAUUUCAUGUGUAUAAAGGUGUAAUUAUCUGCUCAGUGGGAUGCACAUCAGUGCUUUGCCGUACUCUCUCUCCGUUAUAAUGGCUGCUCUAUAUCAGGGCACGGACGUGUCCUCACCGGAUAAAUAUCUGGCGUUAAAAGACGUCAGAGAGGUGAAGGAGGAGACCACUCUGGACGAGAAGCUCUUUCUGCUGGCCUGCGAGAAGGGAGACUACUACAUGGUAAAGAAACUCCUGGAGGAGAAACGACAUGGUGAAUUAAACAUUAACUGUGUAGAUGUGCUUGGGAGAGAUGCUGUGACCAUUUCAAUCGAGAAUGAGAAUCUAGACAUACUGCAGUUGCUCUUGGAUCAUGGCUGUCAGGCCACAGAUGCAUUAUUAGUGGCUAUUGAUUCAGAAGUGGUAGGAGCAGUUGACAUCCUGCUAAACCAUCGGCCCAGGCGUUCCUCCAAGCCUUCUAUUGCGAAAGUGAUUCAGCGCAUUCAAAACCCAGAGUAUUCCACGACCAUGGAUGUUGCUCCAGUCAUUCUUGCUGCCCACAGGAACAAUUAUGAGAUUUUGACCAUGCUGUUAAAGCAAGACAUCUCUCUGCCCCGUCCUCACGCUGUAGGGUGCGAGUGCACUCUCUGUAAUGCCAAGAACAAGAAGGACAGUCUUCGCCACUCAAGGUUCCGUCUAGAUAUCUACCGAUGCCUCGCCAGCCCAUCCUUGAUCAUGCUAACAGAAGAAGACCCCAUUCUGAGAGCAUUUGAGCUCAGCACUGAUCUGAAAGAGCUGAGCCUGGUGGAAGUGGAGUUUCGAAAUGAUUAUGAAGAACUUGCCAAGCAGUGCAAGAUGUUUGCCAAGGACCUGCUGGCUCAGGCCCGCAACUCUCGUGAGCUGGAGGUCAUCCUGAACCACACGUCCAAUGAGGACCACGUGGACAAGAGAGGCCUGCUGGAGGAGCGCAUGAACCUCAGUCGCCUCAAACUGGCCAUCAAAUACAACCAAAAAGAGUUUGUCGCCCAGUCCAAUUGUCAGCAGUUCCUGAACACGGUGUGGUUCGGCGAGAUGGCGAGCUACCGCCGCAAGCACACAUGCUUAAAGAUCCUGUAUGUUUUGAGUGUUGUUCUGCUGUGGCCGCUGCUGUCCGUCUGCUACCUGCUGGGACCUCGUUCUCGCGUGGGCCAGGUCAUCCACACACCUUUUGUCAAGUUCAUCAUUCACAGUGCAUCUUACUUCACCUUCCUACUGCUUCUAAACCUGUAUUCACUGGUCUACAACGGGGAGAAGAAGAACUUCAUGGGUCCCCCUUUGCAGUUGAUAGACUACCUUCUCAUUCUCUGGAUCAUAGGCAUGGUGUGGUCAGAUGUGAAGCGUCUAUGGUAUGAGGGAUUAGAAGAUUUUCUGGAAGAGUCACGGAACCAGCUAAGUUUCGUCAUGAACUCACUUUAUUUGGCCACCUUUGCUCUAAGAGUGGUGGCUCACAGCAAGUUCAAGAACGUCGAAUUAGACAGGAAAAACUGGGAUGCGUUCCAUCCCAUCCUGGUUGCUGAAGGGCUUUUUGCUUUCGCCAAUGUUCUGAGCUAUCUGCGUCUCUUCUUCAUGUACACCACCAGCUCCAUCUUGGGGCCUUUACAGAUCUCCAUGGGUCAGAUGUUACAGGAGUUUGGGAAGUUUCUUGGCUUAUUCCUGCUCGUGCUCAUCUCUUUCACCAUUGGCUUGACACAGUUGUAUGGAAAAGACCAGAAGGAUCCAUCCACAGCCAAAAAUGAAACCAAGGACUGUGGGGGCAUCUUCUGUCAGCAGCAGAGCAACGACACCUUUCACACGUUCAUGGGGACAUGUUAUGCCCUCUUCUGGUACAUUUUCUCUCUGGCACACGUGGCUCUGUUUAUCACAAGGAUCAGCUACACAGAGGAGCUGCGAUCAUUUGUUGGUGCUCUUAUAGUCGGAACCUACAACAUUGUUGUAGUCAUCGUUCUCACUAAACUCCUGGUGGCUAUGCUGCAUAAGAGCUUCAGACAGAUUGCUAACCAUGAAGAUAAGGAGUGGAAGUUUGCUCGGGCUAAGCUGUGGCUCAGCUACUUUAAUGACAAGUGCACACUGCCUCCACCCUUCAACAUCCUCCCCUCACCCAAGACUUUGUGCUACUUGGUGAUCAGCCUGAGCAAAUGGAUCUGUUCUCACACCUCCACAGGCAAGGUCAAGAGACAGAAUAGCCUCAAGGAAUGGAGGAACCUGAAGCAGAAAAGAGACGAGAACUACCAGAAGAUUAUGUGCUGUCUAGUGCACCGUUACCUGACCUCCACAAGGCAGAAGAUGCAGAGCACGGAUCAGGCCACGGUAGAGAACCUCAACGAUCUGCGGCAAGACCUAUCUAAGUUCCGCAAUGAAAUGAGGGACCUUUUGGGCUUCCGCACUUCCAAAUAUGCCAUGUUCUACCCCAGAAGCUAAGCCAUGACCAUUUAGUAAAAGUUACCCAGCAUGCUCAGCAAUGCUCUUCUUCUUCUCUUUUUCUUUGGAAGAUGUAAGGUGACAAAAAAAAGUCCUGGGACUCUACUGGAAUUCUCUUAAGCUCUGUUUAUUCUACACCAAAGUCUCCAGAACCAUAACUUAUGUAAUAUUCUUGCAUCCUACUUGUUUUCUAAAAGUGUCAUUCUUUUCAAAUAAAUAACAUUUAUUAUAAAGAAAUGUUUUAUAUCGAA
Ctenopharyngodon idella (grass carp) is the source of this 2961-nucleotide messenger RNA. RefSeq names its product transient receptor potential cation channel, subfamily C, member 1 (gene trpc1). The coding region runs from base 317 to 2710 and encodes 797 amino acids. NCBI's taxonomy places the organism in Eukaryota, Metazoa, Chordata, Actinopteri, Cypriniformes, Xenocyprididae. Gene Ontology annotation, biological process: calcium ion transmembrane transport; manganese ion transport; regulation of cytosolic calcium ion concentration. The record is from RefSeq and is a predicted model, not a curated record. Gene Ontology annotation, molecular function: store-operated calcium channel activity; protein binding; inositol 1,4,5 trisphosphate binding. Gene Ontology annotation, cellular component: cation channel complex; membrane. The transcript is spliced from 13 exons.